This is a messenger RNA of Salarias fasciatus (jewelled blenny), 2133 nucleotides long. RefSeq names its product FA complementation group C (gene fancc). Gene Ontology annotation, cellular component: Fanconi anaemia nuclear complex. Lineage: Eukaryota; Metazoa; Chordata; Actinopteri; Blenniiformes; Blenniidae. The record is from RefSeq and is a predicted model, not a curated record. The transcript has 15 exons. Gene Ontology annotation, biological process: interstrand cross-link repair; cellular response to oxidative stress; nucleotide-excision repair. The coding region runs from base 159 to 1922 and encodes 587 amino acids.
CCGCGCGGAAGAGGGAAGUUCGGUUUGUUUAUAUCGCCGCACGAAGUCUCAGCGUUUGUCCCCAGAAAAUACGGCGAAUAAGUAAAUGUAGAUAACUACAGCUCUUUGAAUGUGAUCGGUCUCGGCUCCUCCGUCGGGUUUCCUGGACGAGCAGCCAAAUGUCCGCGGUGCAGCCCCCCGGCCAGCUCCAGCAUGCAGCAGAGUCCGUGCUGGAUGUCCAGGGGAUGCAGUUCUGGCUCGACAAAGCGGUGGCUUGGAGCCAGGCUGACGGCCCAGACUCGCAGAGAGACACCUGCCUGCACUUGAGCAGGCUGAGGGAUUUCCUCCAGCAACUUCUCACACACAUCCACAACAUGAGCUCCACAGCAGAAACCAUGCAGAGGCUGCCUCUCUUGGGCCAGUUCCUGGGUUACCUGUGCUGGAACCCGUUCGUGACUGCUGAUGGCUCGAGCAGAGGACUCCUGCUUCAGUGUGUUUUGGGGCUGCACUCAGAGCAUCCCAGCAGUGCUGUGGAAAGAAAAGCCAACCAGUGGAUUCGGAAAACGUUGUGCCAGCUCGCUACAGAAGAAGACGAGUUUGCAAUUCAGGUUUUUAUGAAGCAUGUGAGCGUGCCACCUAAAGAGUACCAUCUCCAAGUCUUGAAAAAGAUUGUUGCACAGCUGCAGGAAAACAUUGGAAAGAGCUGUGGUUCUUUGAGCAACGUAAAUCGAAGCUGCUCAUGUGACGUUGUUCUGGCCACAUCGGACGCUUGUGUCCCCCUGGUCACUUAUCCUGAGGCGUCUCCUGUCGUCAGUGCAUUGCUGCAGCGGCCAGUGACUUGUGUCAAAGAAACUCUGAGUGAAGACUUCCUGGAAGCCCUGAGCUCUGCCUCUGCAAGUGGCAGUCUGUCGCUGGAGGGCCCGGCCCUCGUCUCUCUGUGGCGUCGCAGCCUGUCCAGCCUGGAAGGGGCCGUGCUCGAUCUGAUGGAGUCCUCCGUCGCAGCAGGCUGCACGCCUCAGAUACGAGAGCAGCAAGUAGCGCGUUCACUGCUGCCUAAAGCCUGUGCAGUGCAUUUCCCCAUAUUCUUGGUGGUGAGCGACAUCUUCAGAUUCACCCUUAAGCAAGCUGAGAGAAGCGAGAGUCUGAAGUCUCUCAUACAAAGCUUCACCAGGUGUUUUCUGAGGGAAACGUCUCUGCUGCAGCCUCAGAUGAGUGUACCUUUGAAGGCCUUUUUCCCACAGUCACCCCCCAGCCUGCUGGCUCCCCUCCUGACCUUGCCUUCAGAGAUGCCUCGGGAGGCCUGGAGGAACCACCUGAACUGGCUCAGCCGCUCAUUACAGAGACUGACAGAGGAGGGAGAGGAGGGAGACGGAGACGGAGACGGAGGCACCCGGUCAGAGGGGCGCCACGCAGUGUUCGAGGCCUGGUUCCUGCUGGUCCAGUGCGCCCACUGGGUGCAGGUGGCCGUCCAGCUGCUGGCCACAUCAGGCCCCGAGGACUGCGGCCUCCUCCUGUGGCUGCUGACCUUCUAUCACCACCCCACCGACAGGUGGCACCACAGAGCCGCACAGCUGGUGCAGGCUGGGGAGGCGUGGGACCACCUGCUCGCUGUCUUCGUGGCCUCGCCUCACCCCGCUCCCGCCGACCGCCUGCGCUCGCUGGUCGCGCUGCUGUCGCCACGAGCUCGGAAUCCACCGCCGCUGGCUCCGUCGCUGACCAUCAGCCUCUUAGUUAACUUUGCAGUUUUCUGCCAGCUCCCGCUGAGCGCCUCCGCUGGGAUUUUACAGACGGUGGUGGAUCAGUCUGGUGUGGCUGAUGAAGCAGCAUGUGUUCUCAGCUCGCUGGAGCUCCGACUAAAUGAAGGCGGCUGCUCAUCAAGCGACAGGGUUCAUCUCAGGAUCCAGGGACUUCAGCACACCAUAACACAUAAGCAUUCAGCGUGAAGCAUUCAGCACGCCGCCUCAAACAGGUGAGAGCGCACGCACGCACGCACACACACACACACACACACACACACACAGACAGAAAUCACACAGCAGUGAGCUCAUCCUCGUCUCAGGGUUUUUCGAAGCACAUUUGCGGAAUGACAAAUUGCUGCGCUGUUGUGCCGAUAUGCUGCGGAACAAUGACAGGAGUGUGUCAAAACAACACGGC